AUGACAAAGAAGAAUUUAUCGCUGUUGAAACGAAGCUCGAAUCGGUCAGCGAAUAAACCAUCCAUGGUAACGGGUGGUCGGGCAGAGGACAGCACACUGAACACGGCCAAUAAUCAUAGUAACAAUGGUCGUAAUAAUGAUGAGCAAAAGGAGGCGUUUCUGAACGAUCCAGAAGUGAAAGAACACCAACAGGCGGAUAGAUACGCGAAACUUUAUGUGCCGUCCGGUGAUAUGGACAUGGAAUGGCAACCGGCAUCGAGUUCAGUCUUUAAGAUCCUCUUCUCAUUGCGUAUAUCGGCAGCAAUGUGGAGUGCGAUAUCGGACUGCGAUGAAGUGUAUAACUAUUGGGAACCACUGCAUCUAUUUCUGUACGGGUCUGGCUUUCAAACUUGGGAAUACUCUCCAGUCUAUGCAAUACGGUUCGUUUCAGUUGAGAUAUUUUUAAGAGUUUUAAAAUCAAGUCUCAAAAAUACUUCUCUUUAG
Molecule: messenger RNA, 483 nt
Organism: Anisakis simplex (herring worm)
Lineage: Eukaryota; Metazoa; Nematoda; Chromadorea; Rhabditida; Anisakidae
Source: the annotation of a GenBank genome assembly